CACUCGCUACAUUGGCAGGCGGAGUAGCCGUAUUCCUCUAAAUCUCGGUGCAAUUCCCACUUCCUCCCUCGCUCGCACGUCCUCCCCCUCUUUGAUCUUCCUUACGAUCAACUCAAUUCAACUCAACUACUCAACUCAAACAUAUGGACUAUAUCUCCCCCACCCUCGGUCUCGAUCUCGGUCUCACAAAGCAUCUACCACUGGAUCGAUCAUCGCGUUGCACUGCCUUUGCCAAUCUCCUUUUCUCCUUCUUCUUCCUUUCCCCCUCUUCCCUCAAGUGCUUCUACUCUAGACACCUCUCCUCCCUCUAUUCUUGCCCUCGUCUCGUCUCGUCUCGUCUAGCCCUUAGAUAUCCUUUCUGUUUCUCUUUCCUUUCAUUUUUUUUUCCCCCAAUUAUUGCUUGGACAUGUACUGCUUGCUUGCUUGCCUGCUUGCCUGCUUGCCUGCUUGCCUGCUUGCCUGCUUGCUGCUCGCUGCCCGUUGUGACGAAGCGAUUUCCUUCACUCUUCACUCUUCGCUCUUCGCUCUUCGCUCCAAGGGAGAGGGGAGGGGAGGUCCGAAGGGGGCCGCCCUUCCUUGAGAUGAUCUUAAGAGAGAGAGAAAGGCUGUUCGCAAAGUUCUUCGCUUGCUUGCUUGCUUGCUUGCCUGAAAGAGGUACUGCUACUGAUAGCAAUAAUCGAUCGAUCGACUUCUUGCUGUUGCUGUUGCUGGUGCUGGUGAAGUGACAAUUGACACUGCACUGCACUGCACUGCACAGCACUGUAGAGCCACAUACAUGCCUUUUGUCCAGCUCAGGCGUUCAGGUCCAGAGCCAGAUCCAGAGCCAGCCUGUAGCGCAGCGUAGCACCCGCUGGCUCGCC
Microstroma glucosiphilum is the source of this 860-nucleotide messenger RNA. RefSeq lists its product as hypothetical. Bases 144 to 725 code for a protein of 193 amino acids. The transcript is spliced from 2 exons. Lineage: Eukaryota; Fungi; Basidiomycota; Exobasidiomycetes; Microstromatales; Microstromataceae. The record is from RefSeq and is a predicted model, not a curated record.